Messenger RNA from Thlaspi arvense, 861 nucleotides. Lineage: Eukaryota; Viridiplantae; Streptophyta; Magnoliopsida; Brassicales; Brassicaceae. The record is from the annotation of a GenBank genome assembly.
AUGCUGACAUCAGGGCCAUCUGUGCAUAAAGGGGAAAAAACCACCAUGUUUGAUGCGGUCAUCCAUUUUGCCGGGCUAAAAGCAGUUGGUGAAAGUGUGCAAAAACCGUUGAUGUAUUAUAACAACAACCUUAUUGGUACAAUCACUUUGUUGGAAGUCAUGGCUGCCCAUGGAUGCAAAAAGCUUGUAUUUUCAUCAUCUGCUACUGUCUAUGGUUGGCCAAAAGAGGUACCUUGCACAGAGGAGUUUCCCCUUGCUGCUGUAAAUCCAUAUGGACGGACUAAGCUCAUAAUUGAGGAUAUAUGCCGCGAUAUCUACCAAGCAGACAAACAAUGGAAAAUCAUAUUGCUGCGUUACUUCAACCCUGUUGGUGCACAUCAAAGUGGCCACAUUGGUGAGGAUCCUCGUGGUAUUCCUAACAAUCUCAUGCCUUUUGUGCAACAAGUAGCUGUUGGCAGGCGGCCUGCACUUACAGUAUUUGGAACUGACUACUCAACAAAGGAUGGUACAGGGGUGCGUGACUAUAUUCAUGUUGUGGAUUUAGCUGAUGGACAUAUUGCUGCAUUGGACAAAUUAUCUGAUCCUUCUAUAGGUUGUGAAGUGUACAACUUAGGAACAGGAAAAGGAACCUCUGUAUUGGAAAUGGUAGCGGCGUUUGAGAAAGCAAGUGGAAAGAAAAUUCCUCUGGUGUACUCUGGGAGGCGACCUGGGGAUGCUGAGAUUGUGUAUGCAUCAACAGAGAAGGCAGAACGAGAGUUGAACUGGAAGGCCAAAUACGGAAUUGAAGAGAUGUGCCGUGAUCAGUGGAACUGGGCCAGCAAAAAUCCAUAUGGUUAUGAACCUUCGGAGUCCAACUCAUGA